Molecule: messenger RNA, 884 nt
Organism: Cucurbitaria berberidis CBS 394.84
Lineage: Eukaryota; Fungi; Ascomycota; Dothideomycetes; Pleosporales; Cucurbitariaceae
Exons: 1
Coding region: 202-747 (181 amino acids)
Source: RefSeq, a predicted model, not a curated record
CGUCUCCGAAAGAGGGGAAGCUGAAAUGUCGAGACCAUGGUUGAGACACCAGUAUCACGUAGCCGUGACAGGUUCCCCGCACACCACACAGGUAUAAGUAUCCUGCUUGUUUCCUUCACAUCAAACAAUCAUAGCAUAGUACGUACUAGGAACAUCAACUUUAUACAAUCCCAAUAGUUCUCCAUUUAAUUCACCGAUAACAUGCCUCUCUACCUUGAUCCCAACGCAUGCUACCGCAUCACCUCCGCCAACCGUACCGGUGACCUGCAAGGCGAAUCCGCCAGUCUCAACUCGCUCAAAAGCCCUGCCAACACCCUGACCGCCUUGCCAAACAACAACACACCUACGCUAGCCAACAUCUCCAUGAUGGGCCCCUCGGCUGAAAAAGGCCAGCUUUGGGUCUUCCGCUGGGUCGCCGACGUCCAACCCAACGGUUUUAUCUGGACGCUGCACAACCUCCAUACAGGUCUCACCCAUUGCAUUGAGCGAAAUGCUGACGGGACGCUCAACAUUGGCAAGCUCGACAGCAAGGCGAAGGAUAACCAGAUGUGGUAUUUUGAAAUUGCGCCGACGGGCAAUGCUAAGUGGAUGAUGCAAGACAGGCAAGGCCAGAAUUUCGAUGUCAAAAAGGGGUCGUCGCAGGUCAAGGUCUUGCCGUCGAAGGAAGCAGAUGGAGGGGAGAAGACGUUGUGGGAUUUCAAGUUUGUGCGACCGGCUACUAUUGGGCAGAACGGUGAGUUGUCUUGAUGAGAUAGUGGUUAUCAGGUAUAUAUAAACUCGCAGUAGUCCUAGCUUGCAAUGAACACUUAUGAGCAAUGGAAGAAUCGCGCGCUCACCAUUUUUGGUAGUGCAUGUUCAUGAGAUAGAGAAUUAUAAGAAAACCG